AUGGUUCACCGACAGCCCUCUACUGCGCACCCAGGACGAACCAAGACAGAAACUCUGGUUAAGAACCGAUACUGGUGGCCAGGCUGGCGCCACGAUGUUAAGCGAUACGUGGCCAAUUGCUUGAUAUGUAAUCGAACUACUACUAGAAGGGAUCUGCCCCCAGGGUUGCUUCAACCCCUCGAUAUCCCGAAUCGCCCCUGGGAGCAUAUCUCUAUGGACUUUCGCUCCUGCCCGAAGGACAAGCACGGCUUUGAUGAAGCCUGGCAGAAGCCCUUCAUGAAUGGCCAUACGGAGAUCGUUAAUCAAUAUUUCGCCCAAAAGCUCCGUCCUUUUGUGAAUUACUAUCAAGAUAACUGGUCAGAGCUGUUGCCGGCUAUAGAUUUCGCCUACGCCGUCCUCGAACAUGAGACAACCGGGUUAUCCCCCUUCCAGGUUGAGCGUGGCUACGAACCCCGGGUCUCCUUUGACUGGGUCUCGCCCUCGAAACCUCGGGAUAGACCUCAUGAUCAAGCUGAAGCUCGCCAGACUGCUCGCAAUUUAGAACAGAUCUGGGACUACGCUAAGGGUCAAAUUGAACUAGC
This is a messenger RNA of Aspergillus affinis, 581 nucleotides long. RefSeq names its product integrase zinc binding domain-containing protein. Lineage: Eukaryota; Fungi; Ascomycota; Eurotiomycetes; Eurotiales; Aspergillaceae. The transcript has 2 exons. The annotation marks the transcript as partial. The record is from RefSeq and is a predicted model, not a curated record. Gene Ontology annotation, molecular function: nucleic acid binding.